Molecule: messenger RNA, 4652 nt
Organism: Phacochoerus africanus (Common warthog)
Lineage: Eukaryota; Metazoa; Chordata; Mammalia; Artiodactyla; Suidae
Gene: PRRC1
Product: proline rich coiled-coil 1
Exons: 10
Coding region: 175-1518 (447 amino acids)
Biological process (GO): activation of protein kinase A activity
Cellular component (GO): cytoplasm
Molecular function (GO): protein kinase A regulatory subunit binding
Source: RefSeq, a predicted model, not a curated record
GGGCUUGCGCCUCCGGUGGCCAUCUUGGCGGCGCGGGUGCGCGGGGCGAGCUCUCGGCAGCAUCCACCUCGUCUUCUCGCAGCCGUAGUCUCACACCCCAGCCUCCCUAGCUUCCGCUUCACACUGCCAGGUAGUCACUUUCUCGGUCCCGCAGUUUACAGUCAUUGCACAAAAAUGAUGGAAGAGAGUGGAAUAGAGACAACACCACCUGGGACGCCUCCACCCAGUUCCACAGGGCUGGUUGCAGCUGCCGCACCGUCUCCCUCCCCAUCUCCUCUAGCUGCAACCAGUUCUUUCUCCUCUCCAAAUGUGUCCUCUGUGCAGUCCCUGCCGCCACACGCCUUCUCCACCCCUCAGCCGUCCCUUCCUUCCGUGCGGCCCGCAGUCCCCUUGCCACCCUUCGUGCCUCCUUCUCCGGUGCCUUCAGUUCCUCCCCUUGGUACCUCUGUCCCACCUCCUGUUUCUCCACCAACUGCUGCUGCCUUCAGUAGUCCUCCUUUAUCCCACUUCCCACCUUCGACAUCUGCCCCAAAUGCUCCCUCACCCGCACCCUCUGCGGGUCCUCCCACAUCAGGAUUCUCAGUCGGGUCAGCCUACGACAUCACAAGGGGACACGCAGGAAGAGCUCCCCAGACACCCCUGAUGCCCUCGUUUUCUGCGCCUCCGGUGACAGGUAUUUUGCCAGCUCCAAUUACUCAGCAAGCUGGUUUAACAUCUCUGGCACAGGGAGCUGGAACCACAUCAGCCAUUACUUUUCCAGAGGAACAAGAAGAUCCCAGAAUUGGUAGAAGUCAGGAUGAAGCAUCUGCUGGUGGCCUCUGGCUCUUUAUAAGAGGUGUGGCUGGGAACCCUAUGGUGAAAUCUGUGCUUGAUAAAACGAAGCAUUCGGUAGAAAGCAUGAUUACAACGCUGGACCCUGGCAUGGCUCCCUAUAUCAAAUCUGGAGGUGAACUGGAUAUUGUAGUGACUUCAAAUAAAGAAGUAAAAGUUGCUGCCAUCCGAGAUGCCUUCCAGGAGGUCUUUGGCCUGGCUGUAGUUAUAGGGGAAGCUGGACAGUCCAAUAUUGCCCCGCAACCAGUGGGCUAUGCAGCUGGAUUAAAAGGCGCCCAGGAACGGAUAGAUAGUUUGCGUCGAACUGGAGUGAUCCAUGACAAACAGACUGCCGUGUCAGUAGAAAACUUCAUUGCAGAGUUGCUUCCUGACAAAUGGUUUGACAUUGGCUGUCUGAUAGUUGAAGACCCUGUGCAUGGCAUUCAUCUAGAAGCAUUUACACAAGCCACACCAGUACCUUUGGAAUUUGUACAACAGGCUCAAAGUCUGACUCCCCAAGACUACAGUCUGAGGUGGUCAGGCCUUUUGGUGACAGUGGGCGAAGUCCUGGAGAAGAGUUUACUAAAUGUCAGCCGGACUGAUUGGCACGUGACUUUCACGGGCAUGUCUCGUCGGCAGAUGAUCUACAGCGCAGCCAAAGCUAUAGCGGGCAUGUAUAAACAGCGCCUGCCCCCGAGGGCCAUGUGAGAGGACUGAUCUGGGUACUGAGGCUGGCUCACCUGAGGUGCUGGUGGAGGAGAGAUGGGCCCUUCUUAAACCGGACAGCUUCAGUCAGUCUAACCAGCCUGAUGACUUUCUUGCAGGCUGCAGUUUUUCUUUCCUAGAAAGUCAUGGUGUCAUUCCAGUAGAUGAAAAGAAGCAGAUCCUUUUUAUGAUUAUAUAAUUACACGUACCAUAGUUCUCAAAAAAUUUAUAAAUAUUUUUAUAGGGUAAUUUAAUAUACCAAAUUUAUAAGGUGCAAAUUCAUGUGCUAAGAUAUUUAACGUAAUGAUAUGGACUUGAUUGUUUUGUUUUUAAGGAAUCGUUGACUAAAGAACAUGUUUACUAAAUAUUGUUUAAAAGCAUUGUUUCUUUUAACUCAUGAUUAAUAUCUUGCCUGUCAGUCUUUGAAGCUUUUUGUGUGUGCCCAUGAUCACAGGUCUGCCCCUGGGCAGUCUAAGACACCUACUAGCAUGGGAUGGUGCACUCUUCUCUGCAUCUUUUUAACAUGGGCUAGAAUGAUGGAGUUGAUCAUUUUGUUUUUGGUCAUCUUGUUAUACACCAAGUCUGAAAAUUUCUUUUUUUUUUUUUCUUUUUAAGAAAGUUUUAGCAUUGCACAUUCACACUCUAUGAUGAACAUUGAGGUAAUUCUUUAUUCAUUGCUGUAUGACAGCUAAGUGGCAAACCAUUCAAAUAUAUUUAAAUCAGAAGCACAUGCAUUAUUUUUGUAUGGUAAAGGUCAUAUACAGUGCUUUCAAGUAAGCUGACAAUAGCCAUUAUUUCUGCUAUGAUGCAUUUUCCCAACCAAAAUAGAGAAAUUUUGAGAGGGAAUUACUUUGUUGUUUAUAGGAUUGUAUGGGUCUUAAUUUACGGUUACUUAGUUUGCCUUAAACAGUGCUUUUGUAAUUGUGUGCCGUUCUGCCUUUACUUUUUAUGGAAGUUUUCAAAGAAACUAUUUUAUAGUCAAUCUGGUUUAUUUAAUCCGUUUUGUUUGUAUUUAAUGAAAGCUUCUUUUUCUCCCAAAUAAUAUAUUUUACCAUUUUUGAAUUUAUAUAAAUCAGAAAUAAAUAGUUCAUCAUACACUUCUGAACUCUUAAUAUGAAAGUUCAAAUAACUUUUUAAGAUAGUUUCUUACAUAAAUGUAAUUUAAUUUUUAUUUACUCUUCUGUACAACUCUUCAAUUGUAUAGCACACAGCACAAUCUUAGAAAAAAUUUGAAGGUGUUGCAGCUCUUUUCUUAUACUGUCAUUACAUGUCAUGUUUGCUUGGUAUUUAAAUAUUAUUUCAAGAACUUAUUUCAUUUCUGCUAUUUUUUUUUAACCCGAGAGUGAGGAGAAUGUGUUAAUUUUGCAUCUGUGUUAUGUGUUAAUUUCUAAGCACUGUAUAAUGAUUGUUUAGUGCAGUUCAGACUUCUGUGUCAUCAAAGGUAGUGGGAGAGAGAAGAGAGAUGUGGCCAGUUGCUAUAGCAUAAUAGGGACUGAAUACUUAUUUUUCUUCUUCAUUGGUAUUUAUGCAACAGUUCAUCUGUGUUUUCUCCAUCUUUCAUGAAUAAGAGAAGCCUGCCUUUCUCUACAUUUGUUUCUAUCCUUUAUUUUAAAAAGCUACCAUUUUCUGACAGUAUUUUAUCAUGGCAUUGGCCUGGUGCCACAUCACUGUUAGGAAUGAAGGAAUGUAUGCCCAUACUUAGUAUUUCUGCUCUUUUCCCUCCUACUAUAGGGAAAUUUUACUCAUCUUAAAAAAAUCAGUUUUAAUUUUUUUGCUUUACCAAGUCUCAAAUACCCAGUGGAUGUUUUUGAGGGUUGUUUUUACAGAGUCGUAUACAUCGAUAUCCCAUUAAAGGAUGAUCUUCCUGGAAUCUCCAAAUAGCAAAGGCAGAGUUAUUCUGUGGCUUGAUUGCAGAUAGCUUUCCUGCACUCCAUAAUUUGUUCUUUGCUGGUGGGUGAGGACCAGGGAAGGGCAGGUGGAAAAGAAAUACACAGUCUCCUUCUGGCCUCUUAUUCCUUUUUUGGCCCAGAAGCUAUCUUUGAGUGGUAUCAGUACAUGACUAACUCUACCUGCUUGACUUUCCUAGCCUUUUGUUUAUUUUUUCAUUCUUAGAGUUCCCUCUUGUACAAGGGGCAAGAAAAGUAACUCAUCGUCUCUCACACACACCAUGGCAGCCGUUAGCCAGGCAGUCUCUUCCUGUUGGUAUUUUGGCACAAGAGGUGCUGGUUAUUAUUCUAAGGCCAUGGCUCCCUUCACCAGUCAUCCAGCUGCCCCUGUUCUUUUCCUGCUUGUUUCCUUCUAACUCCCACACUAGCAUUUUUUAGAGAAAGUUGAGGUGGGAGCUAUUUGCUUUUUUGUCCCUCAAGCUUCUUGGGACAAACCUAUCUUGAACUUGGUUCUCUGCCACUACCUUUUUGGUCGUGUUCUUGUUUUGUUUUGUUUUUCUUUUGACGUGCUCCUAGAACUACUUACUGAAUAUGCUAAGCCUGUACACUUUUUGUUUUGGGUAAGUAGUACGAAAGAGAACAGGAAAAAAAUGGAGGAAGAGUCAUUUACUAUCAGCCUCUGCUGACAGGAGGUACUCAGAUCAGUCAGUCCAGUAUGAUCCUGUUAUUAAGCUCAUCAGGUAAGCCUGGGCCUCAGACUUCUGGCUUGAGGCAAUACCAGUAAUUUUGCCUCCUAAAUCUCUUAUUUUUACUUUCGCAUUCUUUGUUCUUCUUUCUCUCAAGGAUUAAUGACAUAGAAAAUUAAGAUGAAUGGAUAGAGAUAAAAUGAUAGUAUGAUGGUAAGUAUAAGUAGCUAUCAGGACAGAUCAAAUUGUGUUAUGUACAUCAAUUAGCAAUUAUGCAAAUUAGUAACAUACUCAGGGUCAACUAAAUUAGUUUAGGAUGUUGUUGAAUUUACAUUGUUACUUGGCUAGAAGAAAUUCUGAACAGGAAUUUGUGUUCUGUGAAAGCAAAUUGGUAAUAUUCUAUGUUCUGAAAGAUGUUGGGUUAUGCAUAAGUUAAGAAACCUGGAUUUUUACUCGUAGAAUAUGUUAUUCUUUUUAAAAUACUAUGCAGGAUGAUGUAUUGGAUAAAACCAGUUUUGUAUGUAUGUAAAUAUGUCAUGAAUAAAUAAUACCUUAUUUCCCAAAA